AUGACGACUCAAAAGCCCAAGGUUCUUGUUGUCCUUACCUCGGCCGACAAGGUCCCCAAGACCGGCAAACAGAUUGGCUGGUAUUUGCCUGAGCUCGCACACCCUUUCCACGUCCUCAACCCUCUUGUCGAGCUGGUCUAUGCUUCGCCCAAGGGCGGAGUAUCGCCUCUGGACCCGGUAUCUGUUGAUCUCUUCAAGGAUGACUCGGUGUGCAAGGAUUUUCUCGAAAACCACACCUCAGUCUGGGAAAAUACGACAAAGCUGUCUGAUUUUGCUGGCCGAGCCUCGGAGUUUGACGCCAUCUUCUAUCCGGGCGGACAUGGUCCUAUGGUAGAUCUCGCGGAUGACCAGCAUUCAAAGGAUCUGCUCCGUGACUUUCACUCGCAAGGCAAAGUCAUCUCGGCGGUGUGCCACGGCCCUGCAGCUCUUGUCAACGCCACCACUGCUGCAGGCGAGCCGUUACUCAAGGGUGUGAAGGUCACUGGAUUUGACAAUGUGGGCGAGGAAAUGUUCCAGUUUACAGAGGACAUGGACUUUAGCCUCGAGGAUAAGCUGGGUCAAGUCAGUGGCGGCAAAUACGUCAAGGCUGCCGAGGGUCCCCUUGCGGAAAAGGUUGUGGUCGAUGGCAAGUUUAUCACAGGGCAGAACCCAGCGUCAUCCAAGGGAGUGGCCGAGGAGAUUGCCAAAGCUCUGGGGGAGGCCUUCUUCCUCGACCUCUUCUGGGAUUCUUGGCACUGCUGCUAUCAGAUUCUCGAUCAGGUUGAAUUCAAGGCGCACUACAAGUCCCUCUGGGGUGGCCCAGGCCAAACCACCCGGAAACCAUCUGCCCUGGUCGACAUUGUCUUGGCCUUGUGCAUGCAGUUUGGUGUCACAUCUCUUCCUCGACAAGUAGAGUCUAAGGCCGAGAUUGACAUCCGCGACGCUACUAUCGCGGGUCGUUGGCUCUACCGACGCGCCCAAGCCCUACUGGCUUGCGAGCUGGAGAGACCUUCUCUCACAACCCUUCAGUGUCAGUUCUGGUCUGCCGUCUAUCUCGGUAACGCAUCCUAUCAGAACAUGGCUCAAAGCAUGAUUGGUGCCUCUAUCUGCACUGCGCACGCACUUGGGCUGCACAUCGAACCAUCUACAGAGCUACCCCUCAAGGAACGAGAGGCAAGGAAGCAGAUGUGGUGGACUCUGUUUGUGUUUGAAACCAGGCUCUGCAUCCGACUGGGCCGACCUUGGGGGACUGACAUGUCCCGGACAACAUGUUCCUUACCGGGAGAGGAUCAGGAGCCUCACUCCGGCCAUGUGGCGUGGCGGAGCUACACGGUGCAAAGAGCUAGGCUUAUGAUGCUAGUUCGGGCCGUUUUUGACAGGUUUCACCAAAAGUGUGCUUCCAUAAAGAAGGGAAACUCGAGCGCCAUUGUUGAGGAGUUUUCCAAGACUCUCAAGGGCGGUGUGGAGGAUAUACAGGCGUGGGUUGAGACAGUCCCUACCGCACUCAAGACUGAGCGCCGUGGGAGUGGCAUGCCCUUCUCAACAGAUCUGUCUGAAGUUGAUAUUGAGCCUUUUGCACCACUCUGGUUGCGUCGGCAGCGCCUCAUGCUGGAGCUUGGAUAUCACGACUCCCUUCUGACACUUGGCCGUUCAUGCAUAGCCUUCUCGCUCAAGUCAGUGAGGGAACCUUAUAAUCAAGGGAUUCAUAUUGACGAAAUACCCUCGAAAUUUUCCACGAUGCUUUUUGUGGCUGGAACUGCCGCUCGACACGCAAUAUCGAUAACGCAUGUAUUGCACCAAAUCUACAGGGACCAUGAUAUCCUUGACGGUUGGUAUGAGCCGUUCAACUAUCAAUGGAACGCGGCCAUAACGUUAGUCGGAUUUAUCCUGGCCUACUCCAAGACCAGUUCCAUAGUUCCAGCUGCUUGUGAGGCCCUUUCCAGCAGCAUCAACGUCCUAGAGCAGAUGGGCAGCUUCUUUGGGGUGGCAGCGAGCGCGGCGGUCGUCAUCAAUAACCUUUUACACAAGACCAGCGCCGUUGUACGCGGUUUGGAAGAGUUUGCGACCAACCCGGCCGAGGAGUGUUCGGCCGACAUUUCCAAAGCUCCCCUAGGCCAACCUGACGCGCUUCAUCUCCCGGAGUUGGACAUUGCAUCAUCUAUCCUGGCUGGAGCUGAUGGCACAUUUGGACCAGCAUCCGAGUUUGAAGGGUUCGGGUUCAGCCAUGAUUUGAAUCAAUUCGCAGGGAUCGGUGAUUUUGGCCUCGAGGACAACUUUGAUCUUUGGACGUAUCCAUUGGAUUCGUAG
Messenger RNA from Fusarium falciforme, 2286 nucleotides. RefSeq names its product Fungal-trans domain-containing protein. Gene Ontology annotation, biological process: DNA-templated transcription; positive regulation of transcription from RNA polymerase II promoter by galactose. The transcript is spliced from 3 exons. The record is from RefSeq and is a predicted model, not a curated record. The coding region runs from base 1 to 2286 and encodes 761 amino acids. Lineage: Eukaryota; Fungi; Ascomycota; Sordariomycetes; Hypocreales; Nectriaceae. Gene Ontology annotation, molecular function: zinc ion binding; DNA-binding transcription factor activity, RNA polymerase II-specific; RNA polymerase II cis-regulatory region sequence-specific DNA binding. Gene Ontology annotation, cellular component: nucleus.